UUUGAUCGCGAACGUCUUCCUCCAGUUAUACGCGAGCGAUUGCGGCUGUCGUUCGAAACGGAUAAUAAAAUGAAUUCGCGCUGCGAGAGAAUCGCAGCGUCUACUAGAUAAACGUGGAUACGUUCUACGUCUAACGUCUUUUCCGCGAGAUAAAUGGCACGUGGCUCGCAUGAGAUCGAAAAGGAGAACCACGAGUGGAAUAUUCGACGGCGAAUUUGGGCGAAAUUAGGCGUGAAAUGCGCCGUGUGCUUCGAAUAUUUUUGAACAACACUCGCGAGCGUAUUUCCGUCUAUAACUCGGCGUACGCGUUUGCGUGCGGCACUUACACAUACCGCUACAUAUCCUUUGCGAAUGAUCCAUCGAGACGAUUUUCGUAUUCCUCCUGUGUUACUCCUGCCAAAUUCACUCUAGCUACGUUCUUUCUUUGCCCAUUCUCUUUUCUCGAUAAAAGGAUCACAUAUGCGUAUGCACAUAUAUAUACACACACAUUUCUUUUCUUGUCUUUUUUUUUUCUUUUCGUGCUCGUUAACGUUCCCCGAGUUGGACAACGUAACCAACUCCUCGAGAAAGAAAAAACGAUGCGAAUAGAUGAGAUAAAAAUAUGAAUCCUCGUCCUUUCGUAAAAGUAACAAAAGAAGAAAUGGACAAAUCGAAGGAAUGGCAUUUCUACGUCGACGACGACGACGACGACGUAGAACUCGAAUGAGAUUUAAAUAAUCAUAUAUAUCGAACGAAGCAAUAAAUCGAGUCGCGUCCAGCGGCCCUUACCCGGCAUCGCCACCCCUAACUACUGCCAUCUAUGGCAAUGGGGUGGACCAAGUGAUAUAUGUCUUUCCUAUAACGUCCAGAAUCAAAACAGGCAGUUCUUUUCCCCUUAGCCGAAUAGAACGUUGUUCUACGGUUCCUACUAUGUCCUUUGGAUUCUGCAGUAGACACGAGUAGCUAUCUCGAAGGAUGUUGCUUGCAUUAAUUACAGUUAACUUAUAGGAACGAGGAAAAAGGGGAUGGUCAAAGGACUAUUCCCGAUAUCAUAAUUCUGAUUCUUCGUGGCUCUCUAAUGUUUCCCAUGUUCCUUUCGAAAUUUAUCAGAGAAUAAGUAUUUCUACCAUCUAAUGUCGUAAUAAAUAACAAAACUACCGGUUACUUACGCUCUAGUAUUGCGUACUUAUUGUUAACGAGAGGAAUAAAGAGAGAAUGAUAGUUUCCCAGUUUAGAAAGCCUAGUAGUAGCACAUUAUCAUAAUUCCAAAAGAGUCAACGUGCUGUAUCUGCCCAGGAACGAGAUUCUGCUGCAGAGGAGAUUACACCACGCCUGGACGUUGCCCACUUGACCGGUAUUAUAGAUGUAAUAUCGUAAACAACGUUUCUCUCAGCUUGCACGAGACCAAGAGAGGUACAGAGAGGGCGUUUAUAUCUGCACAAGUCACGAGCUCUCUCUCUCGUCUCCCUGUUUUAAAGGAAAGAGGGGUGAGGGUGUGUGUGUGUGUGGGGGGGGGGGGGAGAGAGAGAGAGAGAGAGAGAAUGGGAUGGAGAUAGUAGAGGGAGAUGAGUCGACUUUUCUCUCUCGUUCUCGCUCUCUAUCCUCUAUCUCCGCUUACAUCUUCGUAUGGAACCCUUUACAAGCGUAAGCGGUGUUUACCGUUGAAUAUUCAUUUCUUCGAUCCCGACGCGGUUCGUGAACACGCUCUCUCUCUCUCUCUCUCUCUCCCUCUCUCUCCUCCUUUCUGUAUGUCCACACAUUAACCAGAUUCAGGCUGACCAUACGUUUGCCGUGACUACUUUCUUCUUUUUAACGUACCUCCGUAGCAAGCAAACACGAACGCCGAUAUUCACAAGUCGCACGAUUGUUAAAGCAGAGUCUAAAGCGAUAGAUCGGAACGAUUCUUUCGUCCUUCCAUUCACUUCAUUUUUUGUGUGCUUUCUUUUUUUCUCUUCUUCGUUCAGAGUUACAUCGGAAAAACAGAAAGAAAUAUCGAAAAACUCCAACCCUCUCACCAUUUCUUCCUCUACCCCAAUCACUAUAAACACAAGCAGAUCAGAAUAGCGAAACUAUCGUAGGGACGAUAAAAGCGUGCACGGGUCCAUCCUCUCCGUGGGAGUAAAGUUUCGAUUCGGCUCGCGUCACUGGCCCAGCUUAAAUGUUACGAUUAAAAGCAUCGGAGGACCGCCCAGACCGUGUUUCGAAUUCAAGGUUGCGAGUUGCGAAGUUUCGAGCAAGGAAGAAAGAAAGGAAAGAAGAAAAGACUCCAUUUUGCGAAAGAUAUUUUCUUUCCUUCUCUUUUCCUUUGUCGUUCUGUUGUCGAAUCGAAAAAAAAGGAUAGAAACGAUAUCAGGAGGAUGGGUUUACGUUUAUCGUAAACAACGCCGUAGACAAGGCCCAGCGAUCAGGAGGAAAACGAUUUCGAUGAACUCGCUUGAAGGUAUUCGUACCUACUCGUGAUACCUACGCUCUGAUACGUUCUCGUAAAUAUCGCCCUAACGAGGGAUUCCAAAGUUUCCUCUCUCAUUCUUCCCAGCAAAGCUGCUUCAUUGCUGCUUCCUCUCUCUCUCUCUCUCUCUCUCUCUCUCUCUCUCUCUCUCUGUCUAUUACUCGAGUUGUGUGGAUGAUAAGCUUCGAUCGUUCUCUUCUUAUACAACAACGAUGAAAAAUAAUUGCAACUUUCAAGUUCGCGACGAGUGAAUUUUUGUGCGGAAUAUUUUGUCGUGUCACGGAAAGUAUCGGUGCCGAUCGAAGAUGCUAGGAGGCAGGACACGAGGACGAUCACUCAGAGCCCCUUCGAUUAGGUAUACCUCAACGAUAAAACCUCCUUUGCGUGGAUUAGUUCGCUCAAUCAGGAAAUAUACUCGGAGCCCCCAUAAAAUCUCUCCCCGCUUGCAAACCCCUAUAUGCUCCGUAUGUACUUCCCUUCUACUAUGUGCUUCCCUUCUUUUACGAAUCGACGUACGGCGACGUGCACAUGCCAAAGGAUAAGACGAGUCUUCCAAAAGGAAAGAGCCUCGUGGAAGAAGAGGAGGAAAAGAAAGAGAAAAGGAAGAAAGAAAAAAAGGAGAAUGACGGCUUACCAAGUAGACCUAAAAUUCCAGAAAAAGAUUGUACGACCGAAACGUCGUAUAAGCAACUUCGGAACCAAUGAUAAUAGAAUUCUAUUCCGAUUGUCAGCUUCUUAAAAGUUAUCCUUUUUAAGAAAACAAAAUAAUAAUAAUAAUAAUAAUAAUAAUAACGGAUAACAAUGAUCUAAGGGUUGUAUCAAACGAAUGUCGUAUGCGAAAAGGAAUUUUCGCGAUCGCGUUCGAACCGACGAGAGAGCUUGGAUCCGUUUUCCUUUGAGAACGGAUGUAUUUUAAAGUCCGUCGACUCAAUGUGCCGCGAAAUACGUCGUCCCCAUAAUGCAAUCUCUCCCUCCUAAAUACAGAUCCUAUAUAGACGAAUACUAUCCUUAUAACCUCCUAUUUAUAAUAUCCAUCUUUUCCUUGAGAACCCGUGAAACGUGCUAGUUUUAAACAAUUCCAUCGGAGGCGCGAACCCCUCGGCUAGACUUUUUCCGAAAGUUUGACAAAUUGCCACGCGUUCUCCCGAUUCCGAUGAUAAGAGAGCGCUUUCGUUUCGAAAUCCUGACAAGGUAUAAUAAAUAAAAAACAAGGAUGAAUAUGGAAAAAGAGGACACGAACGUAGAAACGCCUGGAAAGGCCGAAACGGAGAAGGUUUAACGAGCGUGCGCUCUAAACCAACCGUGCCGUAGAAGUCAAUUCGAUAGCAGUUAACGAAUUGUUGGGGAUGAAUAGAAGGGGUUUGCGGUUAGCACGAGGGGCUGACAGGGUGAACGCAUAAUACAUUGUUACCCCAUCCACCAAGUCCGACCCAGCGAUCAGUAAUUUUCCCUAUACGAGAAGGCUGGAUGAACUAUCUCAUAAUUAAAAUUACCCCACUAUACUUGCGUUUAAAGACCGAACUCCCUGAGACAACUCCUCGCAGUUAUUCCUUCACUUUUGCGACUAGUAGUUUAAACCUAGAUUUCUCUUAGAUCAACGCCUAGUCCCUUAGUUCUUAAGCGAUAUACGAUCGAUAUCAUUUCAUAUUAUUGGAAGCGAUUUAGAGUCGAUUCGAAUUUCUCUCCAUUAAUUUCCUUCUUCUUCUUCUUCUUCAUCCUUUCCCCGCAGCUCAAAGUCGAAGCGUCGCUUCGUUCAAGUGUCUCCGAGAAUCGUUAGGGUGGCUGAUAUCAAAUACCAGUUUUCGCCCCUUUCCCAUCCCCGGCCCCGAUUUAAAACGUCGCACGCGGCCACCCUCUCGUCGCGUAACGAAAGUUCCUCGGCUCGUUGAAUUCGUGCCGCCGCGAUAUCGCCCUAAUAUUGGAUUAUAUCGAUAUCGUUUACACGGGGGCAGAGAGAGAGAGAGAGAGAGAGAGAGAGAGAGAGAGAAGGAACGCUACAUUACCUGUUACUACGUCUAUCUCAAUCGCAGCGUAUCGAUCCACGCCAGCGAUCGCAAUCCGAGUUACGUUUAUCCUCCGUCCGGAAGAGAAAACGAUCGUUUUAAGGUGCGAUACGUGACGGUAUUCUCUAGCUACGGAUUCGCGAGCUGCAUUAGCAUCGGAGCCCUUUAAUAGUCAGGGUAAUGACGUGUGCUCGAGCACACGGUUCACGGUGUUUAACACUUUAUCUAUCUCCUCAAAGUUAUUAAUGACACUCGCUGAGUCAGACACGGUAGAGCGGUGAGAAGCGGCAUCUUCAAAGUUUAAUAUCCGAACAACCGAGUCACUCGGCCGAGAGACAGUACUCGAGUGAACGAUAGACAGAGAGAAAGGGAAUCUACGAAACGGCUGCAGAGUAUCCUACGUUUCGACUUUCAAUAUCUGGGCUGUCUUCCUGGCGUCGCGGUCGGAUCGAGAGAGCAUUUAAUUUCGAAGGAUCGGAGGACCAGAACGACGAGUGGCCAAAUAUUCCAUUUGGACGUAUCCAUAACUAUAUAUAUAUAUAUAUAUAUAUACACAUGCGAGCACUUUCGAGUCAAGAGAGAUGCGUGUGCCUUCUUUUCAUCCCGAUCUAUUCUCCUUCGCUAUGUCUUAUCAGGGGGAUCCCAUAAAGUAAUCAUAAUUUUCAUUUCAAUCGGCAAAAGCAAGAAUAUUAAUAGAAAGGGAAUUAUCGUGGUAUCUAAUGCCAAGGUCGCCAGAAGGAAGGCUCUCUCUAGGUUUGCGUACUACACUUUUAUACGACACACACGUACUAUUUCGCCCGAUCGAUGCCCUUACCAUUUGCAUAUCGAAUGUAAUCGGUUAGGUUGGAUUUAUCGCGUCGACGAGCAGAAUCGAUGAAAAACAUUGAAUGAAUAUUUUAUAGUCGUACGAGGUGGCCGUCGCAGACGCACGACAUUCCGCUUUAAGUGCCGCUCAGUUAACGUCUACGCGUUUUCCAUUAACAAGAGGAAAGGGAAUAAAGUUUUUAAUCAACCGAAGAGAAGACAACAAAAAAAAGAAAGGAAAUUGUCUGCAUUUGGAAUAUGAGAAGAUUGCAAAGGAAAAAUGGCACAAGGGAUUCUUCCGGGUCAAAGAAAAUAUCCUGGAACGUUUUUAAGAAUCAAGCUCGAGAAUUUUGUCUCGCGACAGGACUCCAUGGGUACAAGUACGUCGCACAAUCUCAACGUUCGAAAAUCGAACGAACAAUUUGGGCGAUCAUCUUGCUCGGCUCCUUGUGCUGUGCGAUCGUCCUUAUGAAGAUCGCUUGGAAUUACUAUGCUUCCCAUCCAACGCUCACGGUGAUAGAGACGACUCAUCGAGGUAUAUGGAAUUAUCCGUUUCCCGCCGUAACGAUUUGCAAUAUCAAUCGAAUAUCUCUCAAUCUGACGAGAGGCUUGGUCGACAUGUUGUCAUACCCGUCGAAUAUGUCCAAGGAGUUUCUCGUACAAGAAUUUCGACUACUUUUAGAAUUGCUCGAUCCUGGUGUGUUCGAGCACGACGUCACGGAAAACCUUACUCGUUUGCAAGAUAUUAUUGACGAUAAUGGGCUAACGAUAAGGGAGGUAAUGGAAAAGGUUACAAAGAACUGCAGCGAUCUCCUAAUAUCGUGCAAGUGGAACGACGUGUCAUUUGAGUGCGACGAAUUUUUUAAUCGGAUAUUAACCAGGGACGGUAUCUGUUGCAGCUUCAAUUACGUUUCGCCGUGCGACGUCGAAAAUUCGAUCGACUCGAAGCCGAGAAAAAUACAAGCGUGUGGAUAUCAAACUGGUCUAACGGUAAAGGUGAAUCCUGAUCCAGAGGAUUAUUUUGCGACCAUUCUCGGGUCUUACGGCGUCAAGGUCUUGGUACAUUAUCCGUACGAUUAUCCGGAUCACAACGCGAACGACAAGCUGAUCGAUUUGAACAAGCAAGCGUUCCUUAGCGUCUCGCCCGAAGAAACUUACGCGACGUUGGACGUUAAGGAUCUCGCAAUUUCAACGAGAAAUUGCGUUUUUAGCGACGAAGGAGAUAAGAUCCUAAAGUAUGAGAACGUUUACUACAGAAGAUUAACGUCCGUAAGAUAUUCUUACAUAAAUUGCAUGGCGGAAUGCCGUGCCAAUACCAUUAGGAAUAAGUGCGAUUGCAUCCCAUAUUAUUUUCCAUCAAGCGAGGCCAGAGUCUGUAAUUUGAAGGACGUUAAAUGCUUGUCGAUAUACAGAUCUUGGUACGAUACGUCGUGGCCCGGACAAGGCACGGAAGAAACUAUACUCGAGGAUAACUUGGCCGAGAUAUACGAGAGACCUUGCGGAUGUAUUCCCGAUUGCACCCUGUUUCAAUAUCCAGUAGACGUUUCCCAAGGGAUUCUCGAUACUAACAUUUCUUUCGAUGGAUUUCGUUAUCUGAGGAAAACUGGGAAACACGAAGGAUCCCAAAAUCAAAGCAUAAUCCACGUCUUCUUCAGCGAUUUGAUAGCUAUUCAGUAUCGUCGAAGAGUACGUUAUAAUUGGCGUAACUUGUUCGCGUCGUUCGGCGGACUUUUGGGUUUAUUCGUUGGAUUCAGUCUAAUGUCUGGCUUCGAAUUGAUAUAUUUCUUUAUCAUUCGAAUGAUCACCGAUAGAUUCGCAAAUAACGAUCGGGAGAAUCGUAACAAAUCGUAAAAGCUUUGUCUUCGAAAUACAAAGUAAUUCGAAAUUAUCGCUUUUAAUGUAAAACCAUGUCGAUAAUUUAAUAUAGAUUAAUAUGGAUGUAUUGCGUAUUAAAUCAUUGCCGAUUGAAAAGUAAAAGAGAUAAGAAUAAUUUCAAACGUUAUUACCUCAUUUCGCAUCAUUAAAAAGCAUUCUUGCUCUCGACACGGAGGAGCACAAUACGUAUUAACUCGUCAAUAAAUAAUAAAAUAAACAAUUAACGAAACAAAUCCGAAUGUUUUCUUAUCGUCAAUGCAUCUGCAUUAUCGACUUGGGGUAAAACUGUUGCUACGGCAAUUUUUAUCUCUCUCUCUCUCUCUCUCUCUCUCUCUGUAAAAAUACAGAACAUUAUUCGCCUCUUUCGUCAAAUUCCUUGACCUUUCCCAUCCCGACAUCCCUAUUUUCCUUUUGAAAGAUAAAAAAAAGUUGAUCGUCCACCGAACGUACAUUGAAAUCAGAUCGUACGAAUAAUAAUACAUACUUUUUGUCCCUUA
Vespa crabro (European hornet) is the source of this 7607-nucleotide messenger RNA. RefSeq names its product sodium channel protein Nach-like. Gene Ontology annotation, molecular function: ligand-gated sodium channel activity. Gene Ontology annotation, biological process: sodium ion transmembrane transport. NCBI's taxonomy places the organism in Eukaryota, Metazoa, Arthropoda, Insecta, Hymenoptera, Vespidae. The transcript is spliced from 10 exons. The record is from RefSeq and is a predicted model, not a curated record. Gene Ontology annotation, cellular component: membrane. The coding region runs from base 5494 to 7086 and encodes 530 amino acids.